This is a messenger RNA of Penicillium robsamsonii, 1197 nucleotides long. RefSeq lists its product as uncharacterized. The coding region runs from base 1 to 1197 and encodes 398 amino acids. Gene Ontology annotation, molecular function: FAD binding; monooxygenase activity. The transcript is spliced from 6 exons. The record is from RefSeq and is a predicted model, not a curated record. Lineage: Eukaryota; Fungi; Ascomycota; Eurotiomycetes; Eurotiales; Aspergillaceae.
AUGAAUAUCGAAUGUCAGGGCAUGCGCACACUGGAGAAACUCGGCGUACACAAAGCCCUAACAGACGAAGUCGGGUUUAGAGGCCCAAGUGGAAUUCCACAGAUAUUCCGCCACUGGAAAACGGACCAAGUCGUGUCCAUAGACAAUCAUGCCAACGUCACUGAUCCCCGUCAUCAUACUACUCGCUUCCACCGGGGUCAUGUACACUCUGCUUUGCUCGAGCAUGUCCCCAAAAGAUCAAUCCAUUUGGACAAGAAGAUUGCGCGCGCGGAAGCUGACCAGGCUGGUGUUUCGUUGUAUUUUGAAGACGGGAGUAGUGCCCACGGAGAUAUCCUUAUUGGAGCAGAUGGGAUUCGAUCGAGUGUCAGACAAUCGUUCAUUCCGGAUUAUAAGCUACGGUUCAGUGGGAAGGUAUUCAUGAGGGCGACGUUUGAUGCCUCGUUGGUAGAGGGCAAGAUCCCUGACUUACCUACUGAUUCGAUGCACUGGUGGGGUCCUAAAGACAACUUCUUUGCGUCUCGGCUUGGCAAGGACCAGUACACCACCGUUGGUGCAUACGAUGACCCGCGCUCAGCAGAGGAGGUGGAGAAGAGCAUUGCGUGGGAUCAGCUUGGCAAUGUAGAGUUUUUAAGACAGAGAUACAAGGACUGGAACCCCACGGUCAAAGCUCUGGCAGAGCUUACACCAUCCACAAAUCUCUAUCCCAAUUUUGCGGGAGAUGCUCUCCCAAACUGGGUCUUUGGGUCACGGGUGACUCUAGUCGGAGACGCAGCCCACGCUCAUGGUGGUGCCUUCGCAGCCGGAGGCUCGCUGGCACUAGACGACUCACUCGCCCUUGGCCUUGCAUUCAAACAUGUUUUCUACAAUAGAAAUGCCACGUUCUCAGCUAGAAAUAUCUCCAAGGCAUUGGGGCUGUACAGUCAAACUAGGCAGCCGCAUACGGCUCGGUUGCUGCGUAUUGUGCACAGCCAGAUUGACAAGAAAGGUACUAUUUUUGCGACACGCGAAGAAGAAGAUGCGGCACUUAUUGCUCGAAUGACUGGCAGGCCAGAUACAGUGUGGCUAUCGGAACACGAUGUCGAAGCUGCGUUCAAUGCGGUUGUUGAACAACUGGAAGGGGCGCAGCGACUGGUACGCCUUGCUGAGCCGGAAAGAAAGAUAGGCGGAGAGACCCAGCUCCAGGGAAGUAAGUUAUAG